CAUAUUUCCAUCAUAUUAUAAAAUCUCCAAACCCCCUCCCCCCAGCAAAAAAGCAAAAAAAAACAAACUCCACAUCAAAAGGAAAUAAUGGGUUCUUCAGUGAAAUUAUCAUUGCUCCUCUUCUUCACUUGCUCUCUCUUUGUUCAAAUAACAAUCGCUGAGGACGUGAUUUGUGAGAAUUUGCCCACAAAUUUAUGUUCUUUCGCAAUUGCAUCAUCUGGAAAGAGGUGUGUGUUGGAGAACCACAAAAAUGCGCAUGGCAAAACGUGUAAGACAUCAGAGGUUGUGGUGGACAAAUUAUCUGGAUACAUUGAGACAGAUGAGUGCGUGAAAGCAUGCGGUGUUUGUCGUGAAUCCGUUGGGUUAUCCUCCGACGCCUUUCUCUCAUCCAAGUUCACUGCGCAUCUCUGUUCUCCUGCUUGCUACCAUAAGUGCCCUAACAUUGUCGAUCUUUUUUUCAAUCUUGCUGCAGGCGAAGGAGUAUCUUUGCCAGCUCUAUGUAAGAACCAAGAAGACAAACAUCGAGAAAUGUUGGCAAGUUUGAGCGGUGACGGCGUCAACCCUGGUCCGGCAGCUGCUCCUACACCAGCAUCUUUAUAAUUUCUGUAAUCAAAGAUUAUAAACUCAAUCGUAAACUCAUCAUUCAUUAAUUUUAUGGAGAUAUUAUAAAUAAUGUAAUAGAAAAUUUUGUGAUGUAAUUAAGUAAUUCAUUA
Sesamum indicum (sesame) is the source of this 713-nucleotide messenger RNA. RefSeq lists its product as uncharacterized. The record is from RefSeq and is a predicted model, not a curated record. Lineage: Eukaryota; Viridiplantae; Streptophyta; Magnoliopsida; Lamiales; Pedaliaceae.